UAGGGGAUAGAAAAAAAAAAAAAACCAACCUGUGUUUACCUAUCCCUUGUCUGCCUCCUCACUCACUGAAGUUUCUCUCUUCUACAUGUCAUACACUAAUCACACUUUCUGCCUUCCAGAAUGAUCAUCAUAGAAAAUAUUUGUAGUAGAAGCAAUGUUAUCACCUUUGUAAUAUAACCUGGGGGGGAAAAAAGUGUUUUCACUCCUGACAUUUCUGUUUUAUUUAGUCCUAAGUAAGAGGCUGUCAGAAAAAUAGAGAUAUCUAGAAAUUGGAACUUAAAGAUUAAUAUAGUUUAAAAACUCCAAUAUAAGUUAUUAAAGUGGUAAAAAAUGGUCAGGGUUCCCCGAGGAUGCUUAUAAAACAGCGAUGAUUUGGUUUCCAUUUUAAAAUAACAGUAAUGCCUUAAUACUAAUCAAUUCUAUGAUUCACAAAGGAAUUUGGCAUCUUACUAGAUCAUCUUUUUAAAAAAUAAUAAUAAUUUUUUUUUAUUUGAGAGAAAAAAAGCAUGAGCAGAGGGAAAGGGAGAAGCAGACUCCACACUAAGCAGGAAAUCUGAUGCAGGGCUCAAUCCCAGGACCCUGAGAUCAUUACCUGAGCCAAAGGCAGGCACUUAACCAACUGAGCCACUCAGGCACACCUCACUAGAUCAUCUUAACAAGCCUGAGCAAUGGGCCUAAUUGUACAGAACAGAAUAACAGAAGGAAUAUAUGUCUCACCCAAGGCACCCAGUAUGUGGUAAAACUGGAAUAAGAACACAGAUCAUCAAACUUCCAUAAUUUCUCCACUACACCUUGCUUCUACAAGUUACCAUGGGCAAGCAAGCAGCCCAGCCCAGAUUCAUGGGAAGGAAAAUAGAUUCACCUCUUAAUAGAUGGAAUGGCAAAGUCACCUGGCAGUAGAGCCUGCACGGAAGGAUGGGGAGGCAUUAUUGCAACCAUCUUUGCAAACACUCUGCCACCUCAGAUGAGCUACAAUAGCUAAAAGAAUUUUAUUUAAUCCCUCUCCAGGUCCCAGAGUUUUUGGUUCAGACCCCAGGGGGAACCUGCACAGACCAUUCUCACUAGGGCAUGUGGGUUCCAAGUGGCCCCACAGAGACCUAGAUGCCCAUGUGACUCAGUCACAGACUGUAGCACUUCCUCUGUGAAUUCAUUCCGCUGGCUCCCAUCGCCUCUUCCUUCCCAUCCCAGCUCUGCUGAGCCCCGCCAGCUCUUCUCUGAGGAAAUUUGCAUCAUGCAGCAGCCGGAGGACUCCUGAGGACUGCUUCACUGAGCCAUGGUCUGUUCAGCUGCCCCCGUGCUACUCCUGGCCAUGACUCUCCCACUGGUGGGGUCACCAGUAGCCCAAGCAUCCCAACCUGGACAGAAUCAGGCUGGAGGGGAACUGGGGCAGCAAUUGGACCAAAAGAGUGGAGCAAGUGCCGCUGCCUCUGCCUCUGCUCCUGUAGAAUCAGCGCUGGCCUCGGUCUAUGUACAGAUGGACUUUCCAGAUCAGACCUGGCCACUGGCACUCUCCGGGACCCUGACUCUGCCCCUUGCCUCAGCUUCCUCUUCCCCAGGAACUCUCACUGGCCUCAGCCUCACGACAGAGUGUAAUGUCGACCACGAAGGCUACAGCCAUUGCGCUUGCCUCUCUGGGUACCAGUGGAACGCCAGUGUCUGCUCCCAUCACCAAGCCUGCCAGAUGCCUCACAACCACAGGCCCUGUGGUUGUCUGGUCUUCAGCCCUGCAGAAGCCGGGUACUGCCAGUUGCUGCCACCUGCCCCCGGAACACUGAGCCCCAACUCCUGGGUGCAGACGCCUGGCUCCACUCUCAAUCUGACCCUCGUCAAGAACCAUGAAACCACUGACCUGGACUGGUUCCUGCGGCCCCCGGGCAGCCCCACACCCAUCCUCCUGCAGCCAGGGACACAUGUGUCCCUGACCUCUAGCCCGGGCCAGGCUGUCCUCAGCAUCCUCAAUGUCUCCCAUAAAUGGGCAGGUGAGUACACGUGCUGCUUUGAGGCUCAGGGCUUCAGGUGGGAGCUGUCCCAGGUGGUGAAGGUGGCCCUGCAGGCGACAGAUGUGACUCGGCUUCCAGACCAGCUCUCCAUUCUCUCCUCCACCUGCGUUGGCUUCCAGCUGACCUGCUGCAUCCCCAGCACACAUCUGACCUACACAGCUUCCUGGAGUCCUGAAGAGGGCAGCAGAGCUUCCUCAGUGGACACGCCAGGCUCCCAGUGCUUUGUGUUGACCGUUCAGCGCUGCCCUGCGGCCGACACCACAUACACCUGUGAGCUGCAGAGCCCAGGGCUGGCCCUUCUCAGGGUUCCCAUCUCUGUCACCAUCAUCCAGGAUGGCGACACCACCUGCCCUGAGGACUCCUCAGCUGUCACCUGGAAUGUCACCAAGGCUGGCCACGUGGCACACGCCCCGUGUCCGGCGAACAGGACGGGCUUGGUAGAGCGCACCUGUGGGCCUGAUGGGGCGUGGGAGCCCGUGCGCAGCAGCUGCACACGCACAGAGCUUCUGGCCCUGCAUCACAGAGCCUGGCUGCUACAGGCAGGCCAGGGCUGGCCUGCUGCGGAGGUGUCCCAGAUCCUGGCACAGCUGUCGGAGCAGGUGGCAGUGGUGAGCUCGCCCUCUGACUUAUUGGCGCUGCUGGGCACCAUAUCAUUGCUGGCCAAGGUGGUGGUAGACACAAGAAUACAGCUUCCCCACAGGGCCCUGGAGGCUCUCCUGAAGACCACAGACAAGGUCCUAGACAUGGACACCAGCUCUCUGUGGGCCCCAGCACAGGCCCAGGAGCCCUCAGCGGGCUCAGAUCUCCUGCUGGCCGUGGAGAUCCUGGCACGUAGCCUGUGCCCACGGGAUCACCCUUUCUCCUUCAGCUUGCGUAACGUGAGGAUGCAGACCCAGCUCCUUGGACCUGCAUCUCCUGCUGACUACAGAGCCUCCUUCUCCACUCAGCCCCCAUUGCAGGCACACAUUCCCAGACGCUCACUGGCCCCUCUGGGCCAUAAUGGAACGGACAUCAGUAUUACUAGCCUGGUACUGCAGAAACUGGACCACCUUCUGCCCUCAAACUAUGGACAAGGGCUGGGGAGCUCCCUCUAUGCCACUCCUGGGCUGGUCCUCGCCAUCUCCAUCAUGGCAGGCGGCCAGGCCUUCAACCAAGGGGAAGUUAUCAUGGAUUUCGGGGGCACAGAUAGCACUUCCCACUGUGUGUUCUGGGACCACCAUCUCUUCCAGGGCAAGGGGGGCUGGUCAGACGAAGGGUGCCGGGUGCAGAGCGCCCGCGCCAACUCGACCUCUCAGUGUAUCUGUAGGCACCUCACUGCCUUCUCCAUCCUCAUGUCCCGAAACACUGUUCCAGAAAACCCCACCCUGGAGCUGCUGAGUCGGGUGGGCCUGGGGGCCUCUAUCCUGGCACUACUUGUGUGCCUGGGUGUGUACAGGCUGGUGUGGAGAGUGGUGGUGCAGAACAAAGUUGCCUACUUACGCCACACGGCUCUGCUCAACGUGGUGCUCUGCCUUUUGGCUGCUGACACCUGCUUCCUGGGAGCCCCACUGCUUCCUCCAGGGCCCCGAAGCCCACUCUGCCUGGCUGCCGCCUUCCUCUGUCACUUCCUCUACCUGGCCACCUUUUUCUGGAUGCUGGCUCAGGCCCUGAUGUUGGCUCACCAGCUGCUCUUCGUCUUCCGUCAGCUGUCCAAGGGCCGAGUGCUCUCCCUGAUGGUGGUCCUCGGCUACAUGUGCCCAAUGGGGUUUGCAGGCGCUGCCCUGGGCCUCUACCUACCCCGAGGGCAAUACCUGGGGGAGGGGGCAUGCUGGCUGAAUGGGAAGGGAGGGGCGCUCUAUGCGUUUGUGGGGCCAGUGCUGGCCAUCGUGGGUGUGAAUGGGCUGGUACUAGCCAUGGCUGUGCUGAAGCUCCUGAGACCUUCACUGUCCGAGGGGCCCCAGGUGAAGAAGCGCCAUGCCCUUCUGGGGGUGAUCAAAGCCCUGCUCGUUCUCACUCCCAUCUUCGGCCUCACCUGGGGGCUGGGCCUGGCCACGCUGCUGGAGGAAGUCUCCAUAAUUCCUCACUACAUCUUCACGAUUCUCAACACCACCCAGGGUGUCUUCAUCUUACUGUUUGGUUGCCUCAUGGACAAGAAGGUACGAGAGGCUUUACUUGAACGCUUCUGCCGCACCCAAUCCCCCAACUCCACCAUCUCCCUGGCUACGUAUGAAUCCCACGUCCCAGAGCACCGUGGAGGAAGAAGUGAAGACGCCAGGUCACCUGUCCCCACCCCUAAGCUAUUCAAGCAAAAAUAUCGUGAAAACUAGCUAAAGCUGCCUAAUGAAUAAGCUUGCCUCUUCAGUAAACAUAAUCAAUAGAUAUUAAAAUUCGAAAUGAUUGCAAGUAAAAACGUCUCAACCAGUUUUUAAUUAACCAACAGCUCAUGUUAUAGAUAUAUUUGAUAAAAAUUGUUUUAACUAUUCAGGGAUUUCUUUUCUGGUUAUUUCUUCUCUAUAGCUAGGAAUAAAGGAUGACUUGAUGACAGAAACUCUGAUCUUCCAAACAUUAAAGAUGAAGGAUAGACUUUGGUCUGUUUCUUUUCAAAGUUUAGGAAAAGGUGAAGCUAAUAGGGUCCUCUUUAACUUUCACAACAAUAUCAAUAUAAAUGUAAGUUUCAAAAAAAAAUGUAAGUUUCACAGACGUAUGCAUGUGUACAAGUCAUUGAUCUGAGCACAUUUCUAAGAACGCAUUACCAAUUGUAAAGAGGAAGUUAUCAUGGACUGCCAAGGAUUAAAGCCACAAGAUGACAAAUACAUUUAAAAGUGACAGGUUCAGGACUCCUGGGUGGCUCAGUCAGUUGAGCAUCUGAUUAUUGGUUUCAGCUGAGCCAGUCUCCGUGUUGGGCUCUCCGACAUCAGGCUACUUGCUCUGCUCGGAGCCUGCCUGAGAUUCUUUCCUGUUCCCUCUCCCUCCCACUCUGUUCCUCCCUGCACUUGUGCACUCCUGUGUGCUCUCUCUCCCUAAAAUAAAUAAAAACUUCUAAAAAAUUAUAAAAAAUAAUAAAAGUGGCAGGCUCAAGCUAAGACUAGAUAUGGAGAAGAAAUAUUUAAGAAAUGCCUUGAGAGGACACCAGGAUGUCUAGCUGAACUAACUCAUGGAAUCCACAAGAGAAUGACCAGGCUCUGAAAAUUUUUUCAACCAGAGAAAUGAAAAAAAAUCCUCACGAAUGAGUCUUUGUUCAUUACAAAAUUCAUAGCUAUUUUUCUAAAAUGGAAUGGAACACUGUUGAAAUGCAAAUGGAUAUGCUGUUGAAAACAUUUUUCAUAUGAACAUGGAUCUGUGUGAAUAUUUUCAUUGUAUAUAAACCAGCUAAAAUAUUUCUCUAAGUGAAAUCAACCUUUUUUUUUUUUUUUUCAAAGAGAAGAUACCAACUCAGCAGGGCAAUUGCAACGUUUCUAUGCCUUGGACCUGUUCCAGCCCCCAAGGGAGGUGGGCAGCCACUCAAACAGCCAGGGCUCUGCUGCUGGUUUCCCUGGCAACAGAGUCCUGUCUCAAUCACCCUUGCAUUUCAUUAAUAUUUAAUCUUAAUUUUUUAAACUAUAGAAUUAUUUUUGAAUAGUUCAAAUAACAUAUGUUCACUUUAAAAGCAGCAGACUCUUUCUGAGUGUGCAUCUGUAGAAAUCUAUGUCCUCAUUCUCCUCAAAUGAUGGCCCAUACUCAGUGCAUGCUCUUCUGCUAAAAACACACUUUAGAAUUGACCAAUGAAAUGACAUGAAGCCUUUUGUUCACUUGGUUCUCACAUAAAAAAGGACGGAAAAGAAGGUUCUGGAGGUAAAUAUAAGAAAGUGAGCCUUGGUAGCAAUUCCAUUUCUAGAAAGAUGGCUUAAAGAAAUAGGUAGAGGGUCAUCUGGGUGUCUCAGUUAGUUGAGUGUCCGACUCUUGAUUUUGUCUCAGGUCAUGAGAUGAAGCCCUAUAUUGACC
Molecule: messenger RNA, 5960 nt
Organism: Canis lupus familiaris (dog)
Lineage: Eukaryota; Metazoa; Chordata; Mammalia; Carnivora; Canidae
Gene: ADGRF3
Product: adhesion G protein-coupled receptor F3
Exons: 16
Coding region: 1274-4306 (1010 amino acids)
Biological process (GO): cell surface receptor signaling pathway; G protein-coupled receptor signaling pathway
Cellular component (GO): membrane
Molecular function (GO): G protein-coupled receptor activity
Source: RefSeq, a predicted model, not a curated record